CGAGAUCUUACCAUCGAGUGCUUUACUCUACCUUUCGAGAACGUUGCGCAAAUUUCUCGAAUUCAUUAAGAUCAUCAAGUCCUCGAAGAGGGGACAGACAGUUUUCGUCGGUUGGAAGCUGGAGCAGCGAGAAACGGACGGAUGUUUGUAAUGUGGAGGACAUCGUGGGGAGGUAGCAACGGGAGCAAGCAGGAAGAGAGGCAACGUCGGCAGGACAACUGGCUGGCGAGUAGACAAAAGAGGAAAGGAGAGAAUCGGUGGGAAGUGGAAGGAGGCACCGGUGACUGGCAGCCUCUGGCUCCGAUGUCUCGUUUACCAUAAUACAAGGCCCCUUCGGUGAGGGGCAGCCUGCGCGGCUGCGAGGAUGCACAGGGACCCUCCUCGAAACGGUAGCAAUGUAUCAGCAGGGCCGUGAAAAGCCGCGUCGCGGACGGCUGCGGAUCCGUGGGCUUAAAGGACGCGCAGCAAGGGACACGUGAUAUCCUGUCGUGGGUUCUGUCUCCUCUAUCGCUGUACCACGACGCUGUUACGAGCCGUACCUGUGCGUUUACACGACGUUGGAAAGAACGAUCGCGAGAACCUGCUGUGGAAAUUGUGCGCGGUACCGGGGAUGUAGAUACCAGCGAGGACGGACAGGCAGGAAGAGCGACUAGAUGGAUGUAGGAUUUGGUUGUCGUGGAGAGCGGAGAAGAGAGAUCGAUGGUAUCUCCGACGUGGUGAGAUCGUCGAACAGUGCCAGUUGAAACGGUGGCCAGUGAAAUGAGAACGUGGUGGAGCCGAUCGUGGAAGUCAGAAAUGUGGAGUGAAGUCGAGGUGUGAUUCGAGGCGACAGCGGUCAUGUCGUCUCGUUUGCACGUGGUUACGUGGACAUUGCGACGAGCACCCGACGACGACGUGAGCGUCGAGAGACCAGGAACUCGUCGAAGCACGAGUGGAUCUGCUCGUAGAUCGCUCGAAGAACGGAAGACACCUGUUCGAGAUUUUAAUCAGCCUUUCGGCCGUCAUACCGUUCUCGAAGAUUAGCUAGUAGCGCCGGUUCUCGGAAGAGGAUUAACACGUGGUCACGUCGUGGGAGGUUGCUUCCUGCUCGUUCCUGCGGGCAUCUUUUUUUUUUUUUCGGUCGCGCCGCAUUUGUCACCGUGCAAUCGGACUUUAGAGGAACAUGUGUUAAAUUAAUGCAACUUCUUUCGCGGCUGGUACCAUCUUUGAUUUGUCACGGAUGCUUUUCUCGCUCGCCGACGCCGUGAACCGUGAUGGAUUAACGGUGCGGAACUACGGAAAAAGGGGAAUGCUGAGGGAACGUCGCUGAGGAAGGAGGCUCGCGCGCGAUCUUUCACGCUUUGUUUUAGCAAACAAUGGCCAGCGACGAUUAACCCCGCUUCCUUGCUUAUCAUAAUUGUCCGUGUUAAACGUUCGCUAACACCGAGGUCAGUAUCCAAGUGUGUGUGGUGCGAGUGUUCAGUUCACGUGUCGAGGUAUUCCAAGUUGGUGGUUCGGCGAUGUUGGUGACCUCAAUGCCGGCAAUCGAGGCGAUCCUUGGGAUGUGUCAGUGUUUGACGAAGAUCGAACUGGACGACGCGUUGGAUUGAUCGUUGGAACUCGGGGGAUACUUGGAGAACCUGUUGUCUCCGUCCGGAGGAACGAUGGCGCGUAAGAACUGUGUCGAGCGUAAGCGAUACCCCUGUACCGUGAAAGCACCGUUGGAAAGUCGAUUCUGGACGCGAUCAACAACAGCGAAAGCAUCAGAGCACAGCGGGCGUAGCGGAGGCGCGAAACGUCGAAUCGGGUGAGAGCGUCGGGUAUCAGCGCUUGCGACGUGAUCGUCGGGAUCGAUAUUGAUAUCUGCCAGGCGUGCGGACGAUCGAUUUCACGACGGAAAGAUUACAGAACGGACGUGUUCGAAUUCGAGCCACGUCCGCAGCCAGCAGCCGCUGGGAGUCGAACAGCUCCUGGAGGAAAUCUUUGAGGCUUGACUAUCAUCCAAGCGGGAAGGUGUGGACGCCUCUUCCUGGCCAAUAAACCGAUUCGCCUGGGGUUCGAUUCAAUUAGCGAUUUGGAAGAAGCGGAGACCGAGGGUGUCGUUGGGGGGGGGGGGGCAACCCUCCCGUGUCGCCUGCGUCGGAAAAAAACGUCGAAUCGGUCAACCGAGAUGUCUGGAACGACGAUGGCACGCGUGAAGGAGCUCGCGUUCCCGCCACGAAAUCCUAUUAAUCCGAGAUGAAAUUCCAUUAAGAGCCCCUUUGGCUCUAGGGGUGUGUGAUCAACACGUUGCGGGAAAAAAGGGAAUUAACCCGCGAACUUGGCGACAAAGGCGAAGAAAAAACGGAGAGAAAGAGAGAGAGAGAGAGAGAGAGAUAGAGAGAAAGAGGAGCGCAGUUUUGCAGUUGUAGGGAGCAGCUCGAGACUCGUUUCCUGGCCAAUUAGAAACGCUUCUCUGAGGCAAAGGGCCGGGAUUAAUAUGUGCAUUGGACGAGCGCCGCGAGCUGGAAGUUGCCAGAGCGGCGUGAACACCGACGACAGCUGUCGAAAGGAAGACAAGGGGAUCCUCGAGCGGUGCUGGUGGUCCUGGGGAUCCUAUCCCGCGGGAAUGGGGAUGCUCCUGCCCGACGAAACUUACGAGGAACGUUCUUCGUCCUCGAGGCGAAGUUCCUGCCCGAACGUCCUCGCGGACAUCGACGAGGUCGAGGCGGCCAAGGCUUUGGCCGCGUUCAGAAAGUGCGACGAGUUCCUCAAGAGGCACGGGAUCAGGCCGGAGUUCUUCUGCAGGCACAGGGAACGGCUGGCGCUGCAAACUUGGCUGCUCCAGAGGUCGAAACUCUCCUCCGAUGCCUCGUCGUCGAACGAAGCGGUCCACCUCCAGCAACGUCUGAGGAGCUUGAGCACGGAACUGGUGACCCUGAGGAACCGGCUGCACGUGAACCAGCCGCCGAACAAUUCAGGGCCGAACGGCGGCGCGUCGGCGCCCCUGUCGAAGAGUCCGGAAAAAGGCGGCGUUCCAUCGUCACCAGCGCCGGCUGUUCCACCGAGGACCACGCUACCGCUUUCCGGCACGCUGCCACACGGCCUCGGUCAUCCUUCGGGGCACACGUUGACGGCGUCCGCGAUCGUUCAUCCGCACGUCAAUCACGCCGGCGCGAACACGCUCAGCCACAACUCGACCGCGGCUAAUAAUUUAAUAGAUUUGGAUCCACCAAAGCGGCACAAUAGGAUCUCGGACGACGGUAUAGUCUCGUGUGUGACGGCGCUCGGCUGUCUACGUUCGCCGCCGAUCUCGAGCAUCAUCGCCGACGUGAAAAACGCGAAAAGCAACCAGGGUCAGCAUCGAUGUGUUCCGAAAGGUACCGCGGCUUCGUCAGGGCCUGCUGCGACCUCCACGGCCUUGGACGACCUCAUUCAUCUGCCUGGGCCUCUGACGGAGGAUGCGGUGCUCAAGUGUCUGCAGGCUCGGUUCUGCGCCAAACAAUAUCACACGAACGUGGGCCCCAUACUGGUCUGUAUCAAUCCAUAUACGGACGUCAGGAAUCCAUUGACCUUAACGAGCACCAGGGCCGUACCUCUGGCGCCUCAGCUGAACAAAGUCGUUCAGGAGGCCGUGCGACAGCAAUCGGAAACUGGAUACCCUCAGGCCAUCAUUCUUUCCGGAACCAGCGGUUCCGGAAAGACGUACGCCUCCAUGUUGUUGCUCAGACAGUUGUUCGACGUGGCUGGAGGUGGUCCAGAAACGGACGCUUUCAAACACUUGGCGGCAGCCUUCACAGUUCUUAGGUCCCUGGGAUCUGCAAAGACCGCCACCAACUCGGAGAGUUCUAGGAUAGGUCACUUUAUAGAGGUCCAGGUUACGGACGGCGCCCUGUACAGAACGAAGAUACACUGUUACUUCCUGGACCAAACUCGAGUCAUCAGGCCGCUACCGGACGAGAAGAACUAUCACAUAUUUUACCAAAUGUUAGCUGGCUUGUCGCACGAGGAACGAGUCAAACUUAACUUGGAGGGGUAUAACUUGAAGAACCUGAGGUAUCUACAGCAUGGGGACACUAGACAAGAUGAAGCUGAAGACGCCAUCAGGUUUCAAGCGUGGAAGGCCUGUUUGGGUGUGUUAGGUAUACCAUUCUUGGACGUGGUGCGAGUGUUGGCAGCGGUGUUGAUCCUGGGCAACGUUGGUUUCACGGAUCGGCCAGGAAUGGAAGUCGGUGUCAUCGGUGAGAACGAGCUGGCUUCUGUCGCGGCUCUUCUAGGUGUGCCACCGCCAGCCCUGCUCAGAGGUCUCACCUCGAGAACGCACAACGCCCGUGGCCAGUUGGUGAAGUCGGUUUGCGACGCAAAUAUGUCUAACAUGACCAGGGACUCGCUGGCCAAAGCUCUCUACUGCCGUACCGUGGCCACGAUUGUCAGAAGGGCCAACAGCUUGAAGAGACUAGGCUCCACCCUUGGUACGUUGUCGUCGGACUCGAACGAGUCUGUCCAUAAUCAGGCCGAGGUGACCAGUCAACACGCGUCCACUAUUGGCAGCUCUGCUGGUGGCACCGGUUCCAGAAGUAUGGCCGCGCUGAACAACGCGGUACGACACGCAACCGACGGUUUCAUCGGGAUCUUGGACAUGUUUGGAUUCGAGGAUCCAAAGCCGAGCCAGCUGGAGCACUUGUGUAUCAAUCUGUGCGCAGAGACGAUGCAACACUUUUACAACACGCAUAUAUUCAAGAGCUCGAUCGAGAGCUGUCGCGACGAGGGUAUACGAUGCGACGUGGAGGUCGACUACGUCGAUAACGUGCCAUGUAUCGAUCUUAUCUCGUCUCUGAGGACCGGUCUAUUGAGUAUGCUGGACGUCGAGUGCUCGAUUCGUGGCACUGCCGAGAGCUACGUGGCGAAAGUGAAGGUUCAGCACAAACAGAAUCCACGGUUGUUCGAAUCUAGGACCGUGGAUUGCAGGUCAUUUGGGAUUCAGCAUUUCGCUGGCAGAGUCAUAUACGAUGCAUCCGAUUUCCUCGAUACCAACAAGGACGUGGUUCCCGACGAUCUGGUAGCUGUAUUCUACAAGCACACGUGUAGCUUUGGUUUCGCAACCCACCUGUUCGGCAGCGAGCUGAAAGCUCUCUACGCGAGUGAUACGGUGCCCAGGGGUGUCAGCUUCAGGAUAUCACCUACGUCUCACACCGACUUGCUGAACGGGGACGAGCCGAUCUCCACGUUAACGCAGGACUUUCACACGAGGCUGGAUAAUCUCCUGAGGACCUUGGUCCACGCGAGGCCCCACUUUGUCAGGUGCAUUAGGAGCAACGGUACCGAGACGCCGCUUCACUUAGACAGAGGCGUGACUAUGCGUCAGAUACGAUCCCUUCAGGUUCUCGAGACGGUGAAUCUAAUGGCCGGCGGUUAUCCGCAUCGGAUGCGUUUCAAGGCGUUCAACGCGAGGUACAGGCUGAUCGCUCCGUUCAAGCAAUUGCGCCGCGCGGAGGAGCAAGCGGUCGAGGACACGAAGCUGAUCCUGCAGAAUGCCCAGCAACUGAAGAGCAAAUUCGGCGCGAGCAUCAGCUGGGCGCUCGGAAAAAGGCACAUCUUCCUCAGCGAGGGCAUUAGGCAACAGCUCGAGAACCUACGCUCGGAAACGCGCAGGAAAGCCGCCACCGUGAUACAGUCGACGUGGAGAGGAUGGCGAGUGCGAAGAAGAUGGCCCCUGAGAAAGACCACGAUAGGUGUUACAUCCGGUAUCGGGCAGAAGAAGCCGCAACAGCCAGCGUCCACCAAUACGGGGACCGUUCAAAGGAACGUCACCACGGCCGCAGGUACCGGAACCGGAACGCGACCGAGGCCUCAGCCAAUCGCUGGCACGCCACCUCCCGAUCCAUCGGAGAAAUGUGCAGACCAGAAGAUGAUCCAGCAAACGUGCACGCUGUUCGGACUGGAUUUGGAACGACCGCCUCCGGUGCCACCCAGCAGAUCGUACACCGUGACUGGAAACACAAAGUUGGGCUAUCCGCAGACCAGGAUCAUGAAAAUGCCCUUCCCAGAAGAGGGUGAAGGGGAGGUGGUCCUCCUGAAGGGUGAGACGGUUCUGGUCGUGGGUGCGUCUCCCAGGCGUGGUCACCUGCUAGUGGAGCACAACAACACCACCCUACACGUGCCCUAUCAGUUCAUGGAGCUGAAGCCAUGUAAUAUUAACAUCUGAACGCGUUAUUUAUUUCCGUGACGUUCUCGUCGCUCUCGCCGCGACGCCCUGCGUUUAAUCUGCGAAUUCUGCCAGAACACUUUGUCAAAUUUGCUAUUCCUCCGUGGUAAGUUCAGUUCAACGUCCGGAGAUUACGUGCUUGCCUCACGGGACAGAAGUUGGAAUUUCUGUUUGGACCUCGACGGUGGAGUAAAAAUGGAAAAUUGUAGGGAGGCAACGAUUCGAGCAGCGUUGGGUCUUCGCCUCCUCUCCGCGAUUUCCAUUUUUCCUCCCUUUGUUGUACAUUUCUCCAACGGUAAUCCGUCAUUAUCCCGACGCUUUAUCUUCCUCGAUCCUAUAUCCUUUUUCCGCGUCUUUCAACUCAGCCGUUCUUCCCGCGGCAAAAACAACCAGCCGAUGGAACAAAAACGCAUCCGCGGGAGAUCGGACUUUCGUAUACAACUUUAUUCCUUCAUUCCUCGACUUCCAACGAACUUGGUUACUCGGUGUACCUUUUUCUCCAUCGUACGGCUACCCUGUUCGAGGUUGGCUCGAAUGUUUGAGCGUUGAUUGUUGAUUCUAGACAAAAAUGUUCGAUUAAUCAAAGGUAUUCUUUUGUGAUUUUAAAUUUAUGUCGUUUCAAGGGUUAAAUUAAUAUCACACUGAAAGAUGGCGACUCAGUUAAAUCCAUUUGAAAACUAAUAAUCAGACAGGAGGGGGGGGGGGGGGGCAUCAUUUUUUAUUAAUGCAAACUAAAAUAUUUUCAGAAAGUUAUUAAAAAAAAAGAAAGUGUGUGAAAACACGUGUGAAAAAUUCUCUUAAGCGUCAAAUAUUCGUAUGAUCAAUAUUCCGUGUCAUUUUGCAGUUUUAAAUUUCCCGUAAACACGUGAAAAACUCGUAGCACCAACAGCCAUUGUAAAUAAUUCAUUUAGCGAGCAAUUAGCGUGCAAAAUAAAAUUUCUGAAAGUACGGGUACUUUCAGCGUGAUGUUACACGCGACGUUGAACGUAGUUAAACCGUUGUUGAAGCAAAAGGGAGAAAAAUCCGGCAGAAAAGUUUUGUGAGCACACCGGGCGUCAUUCGGGCGGCGAGGUAACACGCCGAUAAGAUUAGAAUUAGAAGCGCGGCUAGAGCAGUGAACUUUGUCCUUUAAUUAAUUAUACCGGCCCGGUCGAGCGAGAAUUUUCACGCGGAAGUCACUACACCAGUGCUUAUCGUUCGCUCGAGACGCGUCUUGUCUUCCCUCUACGAGCCCCCACGUUCGUCUUCCAUGUAGAUAAGUACACUCGCGUUUUCGAAUUAGUAAGCAUGUUCAGCCGUUAAACGCCAGGUCUCGCGAUCCUCAGCGUAGACACGAGUAGAAUUUACGUUGUUGUUGUUCGAUCGUGCGACGAGGAAAACGCAUCGAACGAGACGAGAGAAUUUCAAGAUCACGAAAUUUCUGGAUUUCUGGUUGUGACGACGAUGCGUGAGCGUGCGAAUUUCGAGGAUUCUCCGAGUCUUGUUUUUUUUGGAAUAAUGGAUGUGUACAAGGAGAAUUUAAUUUAGGAUGAAAAAUUGAACAUAUAUGUAUAGUACACUGGCUCGAGAAUGCAUUCGAACGUUUGUAAGAAUUGUAAGUGCAUGUAAGUGUUGUAUAAAACAUUUCGAAAUUUUGCUAAGAUUGCAGUGUGAGAUUCAACAUAUAAUAUUAUAUGGGAAAUACAAGAAAUUACUUGUAGAAAUUUUUCGCGAACGUAUUAUAAACACUGCGAUUGCAUUUAAAGUUUGAAAAUAUGUACACACAACUUGCAAGAUAUUUAACACGAGAGUAAUUAACAAGCUUCGAUAUUUGUCUAAUUAGAUCAUUGUAUUUAAUACUUGUUACAUGUUUUCCAGAUUUCAUGUUCACAACAAACGUCUCCUGACUUUCACAUUUUCAUAUUUACGCAAUUUCAAUUUCUUAACCAAUAUAAUAUGUUCCGUUAAAAAAUAUAACGUGCAACACCAUAAAAGCUCUUCCAAGUGUUCGAAUAGCCACUCUGUCAGCCACUGUAUGCCUAGGGGAUAUUACAGGAUAUUUACCAACAGUAUUCUUUCGUCUGUCUUUGAAUUCUUAGUGCCAAUUUCUAGAAAGAAAUCUGUCGCUACGGUAGAACGAUCCGAGUAUCGUCUCGGUGAAUUUCUUUGGUCGAGCUGUUUGUUGAGUGGACGCGUUGGCAAGGAGUUUUCAAUUUCAGAGACGAGAUUCGAUCGUUCUACGGUAUAUUUUCGUACAUGUAUUAUAAGCGAUUAAGUGAUCGAUUACGUAAGGCAGCUGGAGAAUAUCUCUAAAGGAUAGAUCUAAUCGUACAAGUUACUCUAUCAUUAUCGCGAUAAUCAUAACAGGCCACAAGUUUCAACAUUGAAUCGGGUAAGGUAGAUAGAACAAACAGAGUGAGAGAGAGAGAGAGAGUGUGAGAGAGCGCUUUGUAGAUAUAUGAAACUCGUUCAGUUAGGAACGAUAAGCGUCCAUUGAGUGGAACAGGCGAGAGUUCAGCCUGGAAACUCUGUCGAGUUCAGCGUCUCGAGAAUAUGUAUGUACAUACGAGUAUGUAUGCCGAAUGUUACGUAGGUUCACAGAUACCGGAGCUGAUGCACGCGUAUAGGUAGUUGUAAGUGCGUCGAGAUAUUUUUGAAUAAAAUAUAAACGUCUUUGAA
Frieseomelitta varia is the source of this 8821-nucleotide messenger RNA. RefSeq names its product unconventional myosin-IXb (gene dachs). Gene Ontology annotation, cellular component: cytoplasm; actin cytoskeleton; myosin complex. Gene Ontology annotation, biological process: vesicle transport along actin filament; actin filament organization. The transcript is spliced from 20 exons. Gene Ontology annotation, molecular function: ATP binding; actin filament binding; cytoskeletal motor activity. Lineage: Eukaryota; Metazoa; Arthropoda; Insecta; Hymenoptera; Apidae. The record is from RefSeq and is a predicted model, not a curated record. Bases 2459 to 6163 code for a protein of 1234 amino acids.